AAAUACUAGAUGUUCGCCUGUUAGCUACCAAAAACUAAACUUUGCUAAUAAGUUUCUACACAGUAUUAUUAGUAGUGAGGAAGCAAAUUAAUGUCAGGAGCACAAGGAGCACAGCCGCCGUCGUCGUUUACGGCGACGACGUACGAGUCGGUGCCGGAACAAAUGCAAGAGAACAGGCCAAGGACGGACUUAAGGUCUAAGGAGGAUGACAAAGGUAUUAAGAUUGACAAAAUUCAAGACAAGGUUCAAGAUGCUGCGGGACUAGGUGGUCCGGUUUUUGGUCCUGGCAAAGACCAGCCUCCUAAUAAACAGGAUUUGGGUGUUACUGGGACUGGCUAAAUUAAGUUUUCGUGUAUACCAAACAACCACUUAUUAGGUCCGAUUGAUUGUAAAAGGAUCUGAUAUGAUUUGGUUUUUUUUUUUUGUUGAUCUUAUAAUGAAUGCAAAAUAAAUUAUCUUUUUUAUGGUUUGUAAUAAGUUUAUUUAUGAAGUAGUUGGAUAUGAACAUGAUUUGUUGUCCUUGCAGUGUGUAAUAGUAGACCUAUGGGAGUUGUAACUUUGUGAUUAAGGGAGUGAUUAUCAAUAAAGAUAUGGGCCCAUUUCUUUUU
Molecule: messenger RNA, 608 nt
Organism: Beta vulgaris subsp. vulgaris (sugar beet)
Lineage: Eukaryota; Viridiplantae; Streptophyta; Magnoliopsida; Caryophyllales; Amaranthaceae
Exons: 1
Coding region: 91-339 (82 amino acids)
Source: RefSeq, a predicted model, not a curated record